AUGAGUGAAGAUAGCAUAGUUAAGGUCAAGAUUACCUAUGCAAAAGUCUUAUCCAGAGAUUCAGCCAUUGAACAGAAGGAGAUGUUAGUGGCUGCUGAUAAGUUUGUGCCUUUGAAGACUAAACAGGACUUUCUCAACUUGUUAGUUGAUGAAGGUAUCCCUUUUCCAUUGCAGAAGGAGAAAAUCAAGCAGUAUCAUUUUGCUAGAAAAUCUAAGAAGAGCAAACGUUAUAUCCCUUUGGAAUCUUUAGAUGAUUUUAAAUGUUUAGCAAGAAGUUUGAACGUUAAAGGACAUAUCAAGUUGACCAUUAACGAUCAUUCUCCUUUGGAAGAGGACACUAAACGAAAAUCAUCUCCAUCUGAGUCACCGAAUGAUUUCUUCAAUAGAGCAGGUAUUAACCUUAGCUCUUUGUCGGAAUUGAUCACGGAAGUUGCUGGGGACAAGUUUAGGGAAGUCUUAUCAGAAGUCACUAAAGAAUUUGCCACUUCUUUUCCUCCUUCGACUAAGGAUAUUAGAACCGAAGGAGAAACUCAUACCAAUGUAACUCCAGUUCUCCACCAUAACGCAUGUUGCGAUUACUGCAGUGGUGACGUUGAUGAGCCCAUUAAAGGAGCAAGAUUCAAGUGUUUAGUUUGUCCAAAUUACGAUUUGUGUGAAGCUUGUGAAAAUGUGUUCCUGAAAACAAGACUCUCUUACAAGGGCCACUCAUAUUUGCAUCCAACUAUGAAGGUCGCUGAGCCUGAUUCUUACGAGAUCAACAGAGAUGUUCUUCACAACAUCCCUUCUCAAAGUUCAGAAGAAGUGAGAAUCAUUUGUGACCGCUGUUCUAACAGAUUAACAUCACACCAACCAAGUUUCAGAUGCACAGAAUGUUCUGAUUUCGAUUUGUGUCCUUCUUGUUAUAACACACAUAUUUGCAAUCAAGAAACAAUUGGAGGACAUAAGCCUUGUCACCUUAUGUUUGAAAUGGGUGAACAAAAGAGAGCAAAAGCUAGCUAUUACAAGGAUGACAAGUCGGGGGAUGGUUUCUUGGAUAUUGACAUAGGAUCCUGCUCUACAUUCCUUUCAACUUCUGUGAAGUCUAUGUUACUGGAUGGUGUUCCUGCUUUCGUCAAGAAAUUGGAGAGGCUCUUUGAAGACUCAAGAAGAUUCCGCGAGUUAAUGGAUUUGGUUGAAGUGCCAGAGGGUAGCGAGUUAGAAGAUGACUUGAAGCUCACAAUUUUAAAGAGCCUUAUUACUGGAAACAGCCACUCUUCGUUCGAAAGUGGUUCUCCUGCUGUGGAUGAAACUUUCAUGGAAGAUGCGAGUUCAGUGGUCGAAGAAGAAGGAAUUGGAAACAAUCCACCUGAUUAUGAGUUAAUCAACUCAGCAAAGGAAGAGGUGGAAGGAAGUGUAGUUCAUUUGAAAGUCAAGAGAUUUGGCCCUCAAUCAAAGAUUUUCUCCAUUCAGUUGAUUAAUUCUUCUACACACUACUUUCCGCCUGGCGAUAUUUUAUUCGAGUUCGUUGAUAACGAUUCCCGAGAAAUGAUUGUGGUCAAGAAUGCCAAUGCUAUUGCUCCCUCUAAAUCCAGAUUCUAUAACUUGAAGGGUGAAGUUGAGAAAUUCAUUGGGAAGAAUAUUAAAAUCACCAGCAAUAAUGAUGACUUUGUCAUGCAAGGUGUCUUCAACGAGUCCGAAUCCACUUUAGUGGUUACCAGAUCAAGAUUACCUUCAUUUUCCCGCGUCACACCUAUGGAAGAAAGCGAUUCAGAAGCAGGAAAUUUGGAGAAGGUCUCUGUUGACUUAGCAUUAAAAUCUAACGGCAUGGCUCAGGUUACGAUUUUGAACAAUACUGAAAAUGCCAUCGAUUGUUCUGAUUUGACUAUCAAGGUGCUUAACUUUUUGGGAAAUUCAAUUUGUAAAGUUUUGGUGCAUAAGAGACAUGGAAUUGAACCAGGUAAGUCCUCCAAGUUCAAUAUUGCGUUGAAUGCCGCCCAUUUGAAACAUCCCUUCCAAUUAGUCUUGACCAACAGUGAUUUCAGAGCUGUGAGCGACUUAUCCAUGAAGAAUUUGUCAGGUGAUUUCAAGGUUGAGAGAGGAUGGUCGAUCACAAAUUCUAAAAGCCCCGAAAGAUCAAUCUCAGAGUUCGAUGGGUCUUCUUCGUCUACAGAAUCAGAAAUUAACGAAAGCGAAUUCGAGAACUUUUCAAAGAACAAUAUAGGUUCUACCAGCUCGAUGGUUUUACCAAGCUUGCCAAAGGAGUCUAUUGAGAAGCUUUCAACAUCCGUCUACAUUGAUGCAAAGUUAGAUGCCGAGAGACGGGAAGAAAUGGGAUCGGUAACUGAAAGUGAGACGGACCGCUCUUCCCGGUCUCCAUUUCAAGAUAAGGACCAAGAUAUGUUGAUUGAUGUCAGUGACACAGAUGAUUUUGAAUUGGGAUCUGAUUAUGAGAUUUUAACACCAACUGUUUCCAAUUAUAAUUAUGCUGGAUAG
Molecule: messenger RNA, 2472 nt
Organism: Yamadazyma tenuis ATCC 10573
Lineage: Eukaryota; Fungi; Ascomycota; Pichiomycetes; Serinales; Debaryomycetaceae
Biological process (GO): aggrephagy; mitophagy; endosome organization
Cellular component (GO): aggresome; amphisome
Molecular function (GO): protein kinase C binding; zinc ion binding; K63-linked polyubiquitin modification-dependent protein binding
Source: RefSeq, a predicted model, not a curated record